GCUGAGAUGGCUCGUGAGCGAGGAGCGACAGUUUACGCAACAGAUGAGAGAUUUUGUAUUGAUAAUGGUGUGAUGAUUGCUCAAGCAGGAUGGGAAAUGUUUCGUGCUGGUCAUGUCACUCCUAUUGAAGACACGUGGUGUACACAAAGGUAAAAACUCGCUUAGUACUCACGUGGUGUACACAAAGGUCUUGUUUCACAAGCGAACUUGAAAUAAUAUUCAAAGCUUGUCCGGAAAAAAAUCCGUAAUUUUACUAACACCAUGCUAACACCAUGCUUUGCUUUUUAUUUUCUUUCAGAUAUCGCACUGAUGAAGUUGAAGUCACGUGGAGAGAUUAGAGAAACGAUGAAACGCAAAUUCAAAAAAUUCUUGGAUCGUCUGAAGAUAAUUGCUGGAAGGUACUGUAAAUAAGUCAAUGGGACAUGAAUCGCCUGGGGACUAUUGUGUAUAUAACGUUUUAUAUCACAAAUGUGACGUAAAUUUCGCGUCCGGGACAUCGAGAUUGAUAUGCAGUAUAUUUUCCUGUCUAAGAUAGGAUGGUAUCACUAAAGGGACAAAUUCAUUUUUCGUCUCGGAGGGAGAAAUCGUAAACGAUAUCUUGUUGAAGGUCUUCCACUGGAUCCAAGAUGAACAUUUGAAAACAUCCAUGAGUCACGUACUGUAAAGGCUAAAUACUUUUCUUAAUUUAAGAAAAGCAGUUGGACUUCUUAGGUUAUGAAAUAAAACAUUCAAUACAGAAUCUGUAAGGAAUUUUUAAUGAAUAAUUCUUUAUAAUACACACGGUCUAUAAAAUAAAUUUCUCGUCUUCACACGCUUUGGUACUAUAAGCAAUAUUUUCUGAAAAUCUUUUUCUAUACUAGUGCAAAUUUAUAUUAUAGUGCAAAUAUACUAGUACUGUCCAAAGGCCUCUUUAUUCACAUACAAAAAUGUACGUCAUAUUUCAUUUUAAUUUGGCGCAAUCCCUCAUAUGUGCAAUUUAACUUGGAAAACAAAAAAUUGAUAAAUUCCAUGUAGCACAAUUACACAAAUCUCAUGAAGUCUCACAAUUACACAAAUCUCAUGAAUAAUAGAUUUGUGAAAAGAGUUUAUCGAAUAUUUCUAUGAAUGUUCCAUAUCUUAAAUCUAAUGAUAAAGUUCAGUUUCAAUACAUUUGUUUUUUAAAAACUAAUAUAACAUUGUUUUAUUCAGACUAAGUUGACAUAGCCACUCAUACUAUCAGCAAUCAUCAGAUAUCCAUACAUCUCCUCACAUUACAGAACAACAUGUUUUUCGGCGAAACGUAAAGCCGCGCCCACUAGACUUACUGGUCGGCGGUUGAUCCUUGCUAGCAGCUGCAGCAGUGUUAGUCGGUGGGGGUGGGCUAGAGGAUAAUGCAGCGUUUUUUGUUGGAACUUUCUGAACUUCGUUUGGAACUUUCUGAACUUCUUUUGGGGAGUCUGUUGGCUUAAAAUGAAAAAAA
Paramuricea clavata is the source of this 1459-nucleotide messenger RNA. The record is from the annotation of a GenBank genome assembly. Lineage: Eukaryota; Metazoa; Cnidaria; Anthozoa; Malacalcyonacea; Plexauridae.